GAAUUUUGUGACGUCAUGCCUCGCUCCCGUGGAAGCACUGAAGAGACCUCAAGGCAAAGGAAGAUGGCCAACAAAGUGUUCCUUUUCACCUUUCUUGUGGUGGUCGUUGCAGUCUCUGGCUACGGGAAGGGCGGCAAAGCUCGCCUGUGUGCCAAAUACUGUGACGUCAUCUCCCCCGUGUGUGGCACUGACGGCAAGACCUACGACAGCCGGUGCCACCUGGAGAACGCUGCCUGCGGGGGCGUGAGGGUCAGCUUCCACCACGACGGAGCCUGCUUUCCCGCAAAGAGAUGCCCAGGGAUAUGCCCCGCAAUAUAUCUCCCUGUCUGCGGGACCAACGGGAAGACCUACUCGAGCUUAUGCCAACUUGAGGACGACAAGACCUGCAAUGGUGUUUACGUUUCCAAGAAGCACGACGGGAAAUGCGCCUGCAACCCCGUCGUCGCCUGCCCAAGAUUCUACGCCCCCGUGUGUGGCAGCGACGGCAAGACCUACGACAACGACUGCAGUUUCCAGGCAGCUGUUUGCACGAAUCCAGGUCUUACGAAGAUUCGAGACGGCAAUUGUGACUGCACUCCCCUCCUCGGCUGCCCCAAGAACUACCGGCCCGUGUGUGGCAGUGACGGAGAAACCUACAACAACAUCUGCUUCUUCGAGAUUGCAAAGUGCAAACCGUUGCUCUUCAAAUUGUCUGACGGACCGUGUGGUCGAAAGGUCGUGCCUAUAAAGAAGGGGUAUUAAAGAAAACACCAGAAGACAUUUAGCAGUUUUCCUUUUUCUUUACUUUUUUUCAUUUUUGUUAAUUUUUUACUCUUUAGUGUGAUAUGAUGAAUCCGAGAAUUUCGUUCUGGUAGUUAAAAAAAAAAAAUUCACAAUUUAUUAAUUUGUUGAUGAUAAUUUAUAAAAAAA
Molecule: messenger RNA, 909 nt
Organism: Penaeus vannamei (Pacific white shrimp)
Lineage: Eukaryota; Metazoa; Arthropoda; Malacostraca; Decapoda; Penaeidae
Source: RefSeq, a predicted model, not a curated record